Messenger RNA from Trichoderma atroviride IMI 206040, 4350 nucleotides. RefSeq lists its product as uncharacterized. NCBI's taxonomy places the organism in Eukaryota, Fungi, Ascomycota, Sordariomycetes, Hypocreales, Hypocreaceae. The record is from RefSeq and is a predicted model, not a curated record.
AUGGCUGCCAAUAUGCAGCAUAUGGCUGGGGCAGGCCAGAUGAUGCCUCAACAAAUGCGAAAACCAACCGCAACCCAGCUACAGCAGGCUGUCUAUCAGAAUAUCCAGCAAAACACACCGCCAUUAAAUGGCAUGACUUGGCAAUCAAGUUUCACUGUUAAUGAGCGAAUGGGAAAGACAUUGGAGUUAAUUUCCAAUAUCACUCUUGCCAUGAACACUCUUGACUACAGCCGAGCAACUGAUUUUGGAUGCCAGUUCGAACGAGAAGUGUUUCACAAAUCACCGACCAAAGAAGCGUAUGACCAAGCCAUGGCAAGUAAGACAAUGGACUUUUUCAAGAAACGACAGGCCAACGAACCUGGCCUUCAGAACAGCCUCAAUGCCAAUGCCCAGGCUCAAGCGCAUGCCCAAGCCCAAGCCCAGGCGCUCAUGUUGCAAGCCCAGAUGGGCCGUGGGCAAACUCCCCAGCAAGGCUUCCAGCACAUGUCACAUCCUAUGCAAGCCACUCAGAUGCCCCAGCAACAGCAACAGCAACCAUCGCUGUUUCAACAGCAGCAGCAGAUUGCCAUGGGAAUGGCCAACCAAGCCGGCCGCGGUAUAGGGCCUAACCCCCAGGCGAUGGGCAUGGGUGGCGGCCCUAAUAGAAACAUGUUUCCCAACGAGGUGGCGAGACUGGCUCAGGCUGAUAAGAACAAGGUCAUGGAACUUGCAACCAAGAUGAUGGGUCAAGCUACAGAGCAGCAAAAGGCUCAGACACGGCUCCACUUACAAUCAAGGCUCACAGCUCAGCAACUUGCUGAACUCCAGACGCAAGGGAGAGAUCCUCUUAUUUGGUGGUACCAGAAUCAGGCAUUCCAAGCCCUCAAGCAGUCUUCAAAUAACAUCAACCGGUUCCAGCCACCUGGUCCUACGAACCCAAACAAUCCCCAGGCCGCCAUGAUGCAACAACAACAAAGCCAAAAUUCUCUACAGCAGCAGAGGCAAAACAUGAUCAACGCCGCCCAGCCGCCCAAUGCGGGCCAUGAUUUCCCUCCGUUCAACCCAAGCAUGGAGAGCAUCAAGGAUCAGCAGGUGGCUGGCCUGAUGGCUCAAAAAGCGGGCCAAGUUGUCGUGCCGGCGAGCAAUGGAAGAAAUGUCACUCCUCAGCCUGGGAACCAGAACAUUCCCAACCAGCAGAUGCAGAACCAAACACCUCGUACUGCUCAGCAGCAGCAGCAGCAGCAGCAGCAGCAGCAGGCUAAGCUGAACCAAGCUGCUCAGCAGUCUCAGGCUUUACAAGCACAGGCGCAAAUGCAGAUGCAGAACCAACAGCAUAUGACGGGGAAUAUGGCUACAUCGCAGAGCCCAGCCAUGAAUACUUUGAAUACUCCCGUAUCAAGACCAGGCGUUAUGAACCCCAUGACCCCGCAGGGUAUGGGCCAGAACAGCAUUCCCUUUGGUGAUUCACGAUUUCACCAGGGGAUUCAACGGCCUAACAAUCCCGCUUUCAACGCUAUGCUCGCCAAUAUGACCCCAGAACAAAGGCAAGCGGUCAACGGUCUUCCCCCGGAAAAGCUGAACGAAGUCAUGCGUCGAUGGCAAAGUCAGCGUCAGGAACAGAUGGCAAAUAUGAAUGCGAAUCCGAUGAUGCAGCAACAAAUGGCCAAUCGACCUCCGAAUCAGUUCAACCAGAACGGCAACAUGGCCCCUGGUCUUCAGAACAUGCAGCAAAUGAAUGCUCCUGGUGCAGGCAACCAACAACAAUCGAUGCCAAUGAACCGCAUGCCAGCCCAAAACGCCCAGCUUCAUUUUUUGAUGGACUCGAUGGAUUUGCCUACCACCAUAUUAACUCAAAUCCAGGGCCUGCCUGCAGAAGUCAAGAAAUGGAGAGAUUUGAAGGCUUGGAUCAACCAAAAUAAUACGCUUCAACCGAGUAUUCGUGGCCAACUAGCUGCUUUCCAACAGAAGCAAUUCCAAAUGCUCAUGCAAAGGCGGGCCGCCAAUGCGCCCCCGCAGCCUGGACAGGCCCUAAACAUGAAUCCCGCGAUGUCAAUGCCAAUGGCCAAUCAACAACCUGGAGCGCAGCGACAGAUGGCCGGUUUGCCACCACAAUUGCUUCAAGUAUCCCCUCAGGAGAUGAUGCAUGUCCGAAGCUCGAAACCUGCGUUCGCCGGCGUUCCUGAUGAUCAGCUCCGAGGGAUGAUUCUCGCAAUGAAGAAGAAUAGUUGGAUUCAACAGCAGCAACAGCAACAGCUGAGGAUGCAGCAGAUGCAGGCCCAGAACCAGCAGAUGCAAAAUGCUACCGCAAACAAUAUGCCUGGCAUCCAGGGCCCUCAAAACGCCAUGCAGAUGCAGCAAUCUCAACCUAAUCUCACUCCUCAACAAACCCAGGCGCAGACGAUGCCUAACGCCAUGAGCCAGACUGCCUCGAUGCAAGCGGUCAACCAGAAGCAGCAACCAAGCGCAAACCAGGCACGCAAUAAUCAAUCUCAACCUGCGAAAAACCUUAAACGCUCUAACCCUGAUGAUGGCGCCGAUACUGCCCCCAUGAAAGCUUCCUUGUCUGCUGCGCGACAGCCGCCGGCGCCGGCGGUGGCACCAUCGCAACCAACCCAGCCUCCAGGACAAAGGUCAGGGGCGAAAUUCCCGCCGCAACUUACAGCUCAACAAGAGGCACAACUAAAUCCUGAACAACGAGCCAGGUAUGAACAGCUCUUAAGGAUGCAGAGCAAGGCGCCGGGCCCACCCUCAGAGUCCCUGGUGCGCCUCAAGAUGAUUGGACAAGAAGAGCAAAAGCAGUUCGCUCAAGAAUCCACUCUGGACAUUCCAAUGAGCCCUGAAGAGUACGCAGAAACCGCAACGAAACUCAAACGAAUCGUCGUGGACAUGGGAAAGGUUGGCCGAGGACUUAGCAAGUGGUAUUCCCUCACUCAAGAUGACGCGCGUGCCAAAAUGUUCUUUAGAACUCGAUUGCGUCUCAUCAAGCAACACGUGGACGGCGACAAGAUGGAGGUAGUCAAGGAUACCUUGAGCAUCCGCUCUUCCGAACUGGAUCAAGCCCGCGCUAUGCUUGAGAGUAUGGCUAAGGAUCUGGCUGCUAGUGUGGCCGGCGGCCGACACAUCAAGCCUGGCGGCCAGGCACAGGCACAAUCGCAGCCGUUAGCUCAGCAGCAAACGCAGCAAUCACAGCAAAAGAAUCUGCUAACGCAGCCGGCUCCUCUGAAUGCCGCUAAUCUAGAGAAGAACGCGCAAGCGAUGAACAAAUUGAGCCAGCAGAAGCAGGCCAACAAAGCAGGACAGGUGCCGCCACCUGCACCAACAAGUGCUCAGCCGCCCUUCCCAUUCGGAGCAGCAACCUCGCCUGAUGGUCACCCUACGUACAUGAGCAAACCUAAAGAAAUCAACCUGCAGCUACCGCCCUCCAGAAAGAAGCAAAAGCUCGCAAAUUCUGGCCCAUCUUCUCAAGUGGCCACUCCCUCGCCGCAAAUCUCAAAGAAUGCGUCUCCCGAUAUCCAACGCCCGCAAGGCCCACCGAAGCCCGUACAUCUCUGCACGGAGCCCGACUGCGACCAGGCUACCUUUGGAUUUCCUAGUAAACAAGCUCUCCAACAUCAUAUCGAUGAAGAGCAUACUAAGCCCAGGGCAGACCCGGUAAAAUUUGUGCAAGAGAAUCUUGCCGAGGCACUGGGCCUAGAACCAGACGGCACCGUCAAAAAGGAGCAGUUUGCAGAGGGAGCACAAGCUAUGAGUCUAUCUGCCUCAAAACAGGGGCAAUCCUCUGGAAAUCUUGUCGGCACACCAAUGUCCGUGGACGGUACUGGCAUGAAGCGAUCGGCCAGCGUCGCGAGCAAGGCCCAAGAUGUGAAGGCCGGCGUCAAGUUGGACGCAACUGCCAAGGCUGGCGAUGGAAAGCAGAAGAAUGGCGCUGCAAUGCUCGUCGCUGCGGCGGAUCCAUGGGCCAACUCGACUAUUGACCCUCAGACACUCCUCCAGAACUUGGGCUUUGAGAACGGGCUACCAAAUAUCAUCAACGAGGCCAACAUGUACAGGUCUUUCACGCCAAAGGAUACACCAGAGUCUAGCAAGGACGGCGCUAGCGAGCCUAACAGCGAUAUCUCUGAAGGUGCUGCGCUUGACAUUGACAUGAACUGGGGUACUCUUGAUAAUGAGGCUCUAAUGGAUUUCACCAAUGCCUGUAUUAACGGGGAGUUAGACUCGACGGAAAAUCUAAAAGCUGCGUUGGUUAAUGUCGAUCCAACCCUUCUUCUGGCCAGGUCGCGGGGCGUUCCGGACUGGGAUACAAUCCCAACCGACUUUGACAAACCGUUUGAGAUGGAUCUCGGAAAUGGUCUCUACUCUCUCGGUCUGUAA